Macrosiphum euphorbiae (potato aphid) is the source of this 3783-nucleotide messenger RNA. The record is from the annotation of a GenBank genome assembly. Lineage: Eukaryota; Metazoa; Arthropoda; Insecta; Hemiptera; Aphididae.
AUGAGGAUUCUCCUGUGCGUUUUCGUCGUCUACUUAUCAGGAUGGUCGUGCCUGGGACAAGAAGGACUUACCGACACCAGAGAAGGCGAAGACAUAUCACUGAAAUGCCGAUUCAAUGGACAGCUGCCGUCAACUGUUGCAGAUACCCAAUAUUAUUGGCUUAGGACUAACAAGCACAACCAAGAUAAUGUAGCUAUCAAAGCGACUCCGUUGGAAGGCAACUAUAAACUCGAUUUCCGUCCUGAACUAGGAAUUUAUGAUUUACUAAUUUCUAACUCGACGUAUGAGAGGGAUAACGGCAAGUUCGAAUGUCGAUUGAAGGAAGCUGGUACUGGCCGAGAAAUUCAUUCACAGAGUUUCCAAAUCACUGUAUUAACACCACCUAGUCCACCACGUAUCUCACCCGGAACCAACCCCGUGGCUACCGAAGGACGUGCGUUAGAGUUGUCUUGCACAAGUUCUGGUGGCAGCCCCGAACCUAUUGUCAGAUGGUAUCGUGAAGGUGUUCGUGAUCCUAUCGAUUCUGUGACACGAAGUGGUACUAGCACCAAGGAAUCCAUCACAUCAGCCGUUUUGCAAGUGACGCCAACUCGCGAAGACGAUGGUGCAGUGUAUCGGUGCGUGGUGUGGAACAGGGCUAUGGUCGAAGGCACAAAGUUCGAAACUAGGACCACACUGAGUGUAAACUACUACCCUCGCGUCCAGAUCGGACCGGAGAACCCGCUGCGAGUGGAACGUGACGAGUCCAUCACGCUGCAAUGUAACGUGGACGCCAAGCCACGCGUCAACAACGUACGGUGGAUGCGCGACGACCGUUUCAUAGCCACGUCUUUCACGCACGUCAUCCAAAAGGUGACCACCCAGGACGCGGGCACGUACACGUGUAUGGCCGACAACGGACUGGGGCAGACCCGCGAGGCGGAACUGGUGCUGGACGUUCAGUACCCGCCCGUAGUGACCGUAGACGUGGGACCGGGAGCGGCCAGGCAGCGCGAGGCCGAGGAAGGAGACGGCAUCACCAUCCAGUGCAACGUUUCCGCCAACCCGGCGCCGAUAUCCGUCGAGUGGAUCCGGGACGGGCGUCCCGACUUCCGACAAUCCGGUGACGUGCUCCGCAUACCCAAGGUGACCGCCGACUCUGGAGGCGUGUACACGUGCCGUGCCAUCAACAUUCUGUACCCAUCGUCGUUGUCUCGGCAGCGCAUUAACCGCAUCGGCAACGCGUCCCUCACGCUCCUCGUCCGGCACCGGCCCGGCGUGGCCCGCAUCACACCCGACCGGCCCGUGGCCACCGAGGGCACAGGCGUGACGCUCACGUGCUCGGCGUCGCCGCCCGGCUGGCCGACACCGCAGUACAAGUGGUGGCGCGAGUUCGACUCAAACGGCGACCCGUCCACCAGCGCCACGAUACUGUCCACCGGCCCGAAAUACACCAUCCCGUCGGUGCACCUGGGCAGCGAGGGCCGAUACAGGUGUCAGGCGAUCAACGAGAUGGGCAACGGCGACGCGUCUUCGGUGCUGCUUACCGUCCACCACGCCCCGAAGUUCGUUACCAAGUUGCAGCCGCACGUUACCAGGCGCGCAUCGGACAUCGGAUUUUCGGCCAUCUGCGCCGCGCAGGGAAAGCCCAAGCCCGCGGUCACCUGGUUCAAGGACGGCAAAGAAGUUCUGCCGGAUUGGUUCGACGUGAGCACCGACGAGACGGAUAACAGCAACGGGGUGACCACCGUGCACAGUACUCUCAAGUUCCACGGCAAGGAGAGACCUCGAGGUAACCAGUUGGUGCCGUCGGACCGUGGGGUGUAUUCCUGCGCGUUCGAGAACGACGUCAAGAAAGUCGAGUCCAGCAUGCUCCUCAGAAUCGAACACGAACCCAUCGUGCUCCACCAAUUCAACAAAGUAGCCAGUGAUUUGUACGAGACAGCCGAAGUCAUUUGUCGGGUGCAAUCGUAUCCUCGACCGGAAUUCCAGUGGAGUUACAACAAUCACAUGGCUCCUUUGCUAGCCGGCAGCGACGGUCACUACGAAAUAAACACGACCAUAAACGAAAGCGGUGGUGACAUUUACACUAGCGUGUUGCAAGUAUCCAACCUCCGAGAGACCGAUUAUGGCGAUUACAGUUGUCGUGUAGCCAACACUUUGGGAAGCGUAAAGCCUACAAUCAAACUACAACCUAAAGGACCACCUGACCAUCCAGAAAACGUAACAGCUUUCGACAUUGGCCACAACAAUGUCGUUUUACAAUGGAGCAGCGGUUUCAACGGCGGUGUUAUCAAUACCAAACACUUUGUAAACUACAAAAAGGUUUCCGUGGAUGAAAACGAAUUCGACAGUGAUUGCUACUCGGUCAAGAGGUCCAAUCAGCCGGAAAGAUGGCAAGAGUUCGAUUGCCAAACUAAAAACCCAUGCAACGUGACUGGCUUGGAUCAACAUCAAAGUUACUUAUUCAAGGUAAAAGCUUACAAUACCAAAGGGCAUAGCGAGUAUUCACAGGAGACAGUAGCUAUGACUAAAGUGGAUCGUAUACCAGCUCCUCAACGUGUAACAUUUGAUCCUGAAUCUCAUGCUUUAACAAUCAACAUCGGCGCAACUUGUUUACAACUAGUUGGAGUUGUCGAAGCAUCUAUGGGAGGUGCUCGCGAAGAUUGGCAUUUGAUUGAAACAUUGCCACUGGCAGUUAGUGGCAGCACAUCCACACACCGUGAAGCUACCAUACUAUCUUUAGUUUCACGUCGCCAGAGCUCUGGCGCUCGUUCAUUGGAUGAAGAUGAUCUAAACUUAAUUGCUGGUAGUGAAGAUGAAGAUCUAAUUGAUAAACCUGCAGAUGAUGUCCGCAUUAGAGUUCGAUUGUGUCUUCGGUCCAGUCAGACCACAUGUGGUGAUUACACAGAAGCUGAAAUUGGUGCAAAUUUUGUAAAAGAACAACAAGCGAUGGCAACUCCUACACUAAUUGCUCUGGUCAUAUCAUGCGCUGUUUUCAUUCUAUUUGUGGCACUUUUGUUUAUUUUCUGUCGUUGCAAGCGCAAAACAGCCAAGAAAACUACGGGCAAAGAAUAUGAAAUGGAUUCUUCAACCGUUCACCCUAGUAUUAUACAUGGACCCCCACCUUAUACCGAACCUGGCCUUGACAACAAAGCAUUACAGCAAUCUGUAGAUCUAGUUCAUGAUGUCACUAAAAAUGGUGUGUAUGGAUCCCAAAACGACUACAACACUUAUCACACGGGCAACGGAUUGCGUCCGAAUGGUGAAUGGGUCAAUGUUGGAUAUGUAGAAAACAGUUAUUCCAAUUCAAAUAAUGGUGGUUCAGUUAACUCUCAAGAUUCUCUGUGGCAAUUGAAAAUGGGUGGUAAUGGUAGUACUGGUGGUACACACAUCUCUCGUGAUGAUCAUUUACAUAUGGCUGAACGCAUGAACCACUAUGGAGGUUAUGAUCCAUUGACUCAUGGUGGCUAUGGAAAUAUGGAUGAUUACGCACACUAUCCACAACUCACAUCUGCCAGCCCCGAUUAUAGCACUCACAGUCACGUACCUUCAAGGCAAGACUAUAUUCAUAGCGGUCAUUUACAACCGGCCGAUAAAACCCGCAGACGGGACCCUCAUCUUGAAUCACCAUACGGUGACGUGAGUGGCUUGCCUGACCCUUACCUCGAGCAGCUAAUUGACAAUGAGGAGCACAUGAAACCUCAACCACAUCUGUCCAUGUCAUAUGACGAAAGUCUCGAGUCUGGAUAUUCUACACCAAAUUCACGGACGCGACGCAUAAUCAGAGAAAUUAUCGUUUAG